Molecule: messenger RNA, 4872 nt
Organism: Coregonus sp. 'balchen'
Lineage: Eukaryota; Metazoa; Chordata; Actinopteri; Salmoniformes; Salmonidae
Source: the annotation of a GenBank genome assembly
UGUGGCAUUGCUUCUCUCAACACAAAGAUUGUUGGGGGUCAGGCUGCAGUCCCAGGGAGAUGGCCAUGGCAGGCCAGUCUGCACAGAUCCAACAGUCAUUUUUGUGGAGGCUCCCUUAUCAACAAAGAGUGGGUGCUGACUGCCGCUCACUGCUUCCCCAGGUAGAAACACAUAACCUUACCCAUCCCCCAACCCAUAUAUUAUGUCAACGUCAUAUUGUAACAUCUAUAUAUGCUGUAUGCAUAUUGGCAUAGUUUCUACAACUGUCUGGAACUCUUUUGGAGGGAUGUGACACAAUUAUUCCACGAGAAAUUCCAUCAUUUGGUAUUUUGUUGAUAAUGGUGGUGGAAAGCGCUGUCUCAGGCACCGCUCCAGAAUCUCCCAUAAGUGUUCAAUUGGGUUGAGAUCUGGUAACUGAGACACACACACAAACACAACUUUUAACCCCCUAUGCUCCUCUGAGACACCACUUUCAAAGUCACUUCUAACCACUUCUAGCCAUGGUAGCCAAAAUAAUGUGCAACUGGACGUUUUUAUACAUGACCUUGAAGCUUACCGUAUGCUUCCUAGUCAAACAGUUUGCACAUAUAUUAUGACAACAUUUUGUGAUGUUUUUGUUAAUUUUGAUGUUCGGCAGCGUACACAGCGUACAGGUUUUUUUGGCUGUUCAAGUACACCAUUUUUUUUCUUGAGGCAAGCGAAGUCUACGCUCCUUUGUCGGUGAUUGGUCAACAGUAGGGAUUCUUCAAUUAAGUGUGUGUUGUCAUCCAACGACAGACAACUAGUUUUCAUGCAAAAUUUUUCCCUUGAGAAAUACUGCACCAAACAUCUUAGUUAGAUGUAAAAUUGCGCGACUAAGACCUCUGCAAAAACCUCAUAAUUAAUUACAGAUUUCUUGAUUUAUCUUAGAUUGAUUCUGACUAUUUUGAGGAAGUGUUAUUGUAUGUUGUUGCUACAGCGUCUCAAGAGGGACAAACAGUAACAACAUUUUAAAAACACAGACCAUCACAAAAUGUAGGUUUUAAACCAUUUAACCUGUGUUUAUAUUGAACGUCAUCAGUGUUUUUUUUGCUUCAAUAAAGUGAUAAGGGGAAUGCAACUAUAGUUUUUCUUCACACAAAAUACAUUAGUGCAACACAUUGGGCAGAAAAUCGUUUUCAUCAGAUGACAACAGAAGCGCAGCGCUAUUUGGCUAACAGCCACACAAGUAAAUUACAAUGAAAAAGCAAGGUAUUUUUUUCCAAAUACGAUGUAUGGCCAUAAUAUUUAUGAUGUUUAUCAUAGAAAGAAUGUAGCCAGCUACAUUUCCUAAUGUUUUGCUUGAAGUUAGUCUUGCAUUUUAUAAUAAUAAUAAUAUGCCAUUUAGCAGACGCUUUUAUCCAAAGCGACUUACAGUCAUGCGUGCCUACAUUUUUGUGUAUUUUAUGUUGCUACUGUAGAAAAACUACACCGGAGGAAAGUACCAGAGAAAAGUAGCCUACACAUCAGUCAGAGCGCUGUCUGGUGAUCCAAUGACAAGAGCAAAGAUAUUUAAUCUGAGUGGAGAAGUGCAGCUGCAGCGCAAAAGUAGUCAUUUUACAUUUAUAAUUUGGAGCGAACCCUGACUGAAGCUCCAAGCAUUUUAGAUCUACGUUUACAAAAUGCAACAAUAUAUAUUUUAUGUGUUUUAUCUUUCAUUUUCUGCGUGAAAAAUACAAAAUCCUGCAUUAACGCGACCCCUGGUGAUGGGGUGUUAAUUGCUUAAUUAACUCAAAAACCACACCAGUGUGGAAGCACCUGCUUUCAAUAUACUUUUCAGCCCUCAUUUACACACGUGUUUCCUUUAUUUUGGCAGUUACCUGUAUGUGCUUGCUAGUUUGUACUGUACUAGUUUUAAAGUACAGUACUAAUGGUUGUCAAAUAAGUUGUAGCAGUGGUAAUGACUCCAGAGAGGUGACAUUAUCUCUCUAAAAUACAUCACAGAAUUGUGUAAAUGGCAUCAGCAAGCACACUAAUAGUCUAAUUAUCACAUUAAUAAUAGUUAGUCUCAACUCUCUUCAUUCACAGCACCAGCACAUCCGGCCUGCUUGUCUACCUGGGUCGGCAGUAUCAGCAAAGCAACAACUACAAUGAAGUUACCCGAACGGUCUCUCAGAUCAUCCGCCACCCCUAACUACAACAGUGCAACCAGCAACAAUGACAUAUGUCUGCUGAAGCUCUCGUCAUCUGUCACCUUCACUGACUACAUCCAGCCGGUCUGCCUGGCAGCAGUGGGCAGCACCUACUACACUGGCACUACUAGCUGGGUCACCGGAUGGGGCGAUAUCAAUAGUGAUGGUGAGAUCUGAUGGUCCCGACGCUGACUUUGCAUUGACAAGCCAUACAUACCGUUUAUAUGCCUGUACAUACAGUGGGGGAAAAAAGUAUUUAGUCAGCCACCAAUUGUGCAAGUUCUCCCACUUAAAAGAUGAGAGAGGCCUUUAAUUUUCAUCAUAUGUACACGUCAACUAUGACAGACAAAAUGAGAAAAAAAAUCCAGAAAAUCACAUUGUAGGAUUUUUAAUGAAUGUAUUUGCAAAUUAUGGUGGAAAAUAAGUAUUUGGUCAAUAACAAAAGUUUCUCAAUACUUUGUUAUAUACCCUUUGUUGGCAAUGAUACAGGUCAAACGUUUUCUGUAUAUCUUCACAAGGUUUUCACACACUGUUGCUGGUAUUUUGACCCAUUCCUCCAUGCAGAUCUCCUCUAGAGCAGUGAUGUUUUCGGGCUGUCACUGGGCAACACAGACUUUCAACUCCCUCCAAAGAUUUUCUAUGGGGUUGAGAUCUGGAGACUGGCUAGGCCACUCCAGAACCUUGAAAUGCUUCUUACGAAGCCACUCCUUCGUUGCCCAGACGGUGUGUUUGGGAUCAUUGUCAUGCUGAAAGACCCAGCCACGUUUCAUCUUCAAUGCCCUUGCUGAUGGAAGGAGGUUUUCACUCAAAAUCUCACGAUACAUGGCCCCAUUCAUUCUUUCCUUUACACGGAUCAGGCGUCCUGGUCCCUUUGCAGAAAAACAGCCCCAAAGCAUGAUGUUUCCACCCCCAUGCUUCACAGUAGGUAUGAUGUUCUUUGGAUGCAACUCAGCAUUCUUUGUCCUCCAAACACGACAAGUUGAGUUUUUACCAAAAAGUUAUAUUUUGGUUUCAUCUGACCAUAUGACAUUCUCCCAAUCCUCUUCUGGAUCAUCCAAAUGCUCUCUAGCAAACUUCAGACGGGCCUGGACAUGUACUGGCUUAAGCAGGGGGACACGUCUUGCACUGCAGGAUUUGAGUCCCUGGCGGCGUAGUGUGUUACUGAUGGUAGGCUUUGUUACUUUGGUCCCAGCUCUCUGCAGGUCAUUCACUAGGUCCCCCCGUGUGGUUCUGGGAUUUUUGCUCACCGUUCUUGUGAUCAUUUUGACCCCACGGGGUGAGAUCUUGCGUGGAGCCCCAGAUCGAGGGAGAUUAUCAGUGGUCUUGUAUGUCUUCCAUUUCCUAAUAAUUGCUCCCACAGUUGAUUUCUUCAAACCAAGCUGCUUACCUAUUGCAGAUUCAGUCUUCCCAGCCUGGUGGAGGUCUACAAUUUUGUUUCUGGUGUCCUUUGACAGCUCUUUGGUCUUGGCCAUAGUGGAGUUUGGAGUGUGACUGUUUGAGGUUGUGGACAGGUGUCUUUCAUACUGAUAACAAGUUCAAACAGGUGCCAUUAAUACAGGUAACGAGUGGAGGACAGAGGAGCCUCUUAAAGAAGAAGUUACAGGUCUGUGAGAGCCAGAAAUCUUGCUUGUUUGUAGGUGACCAAAUACUUAUUUUCCACCAUAAUUUGCAAAUAAAUUCAUAAAAAAUCCUACAAUGUGAUUUUCUGGAGAAAAACAUUCUCAAUUUGUCUGUAAUAGUUGACGUGUACCUAUGAUGAAAAUUACAGGCCUCUCUCAUCUUUUUAAGUGGGAAAACUUGCACAAUUGGUGGCUGACUAAAUACUUUUUUCCCCCACUGUAUAUCCACCUUUUUUAUUUUUUAUGUUGUACCAAUACAGUUGGAACAGACAAGAAAGGAUCAGAAAUGUAUACAACAGUAUUUCAGUAAAAGUUGAUUUCAUAGUCUCUCCUCCUCAGUGCCCCUGCCCUCACCCGGGACCCUACGGGAGGUGAAUGUGCCAGUAGUGGGGAACAGGAAGUGUAACUGUCUCUAUGCUGGAGUGGGUUCAAUCACAAACAACAUGAUCUGCGCUGGUCUACUGGCUGGAGGAAAGGAUUCCUGUCAGGUGAUGCAUGGCUGUGUUUCAUUCCAAGUAGUUGAAGAGCUAAAGCUGCAGUUUAGCUGCAGUUUGCAGAGCUAUUAUUUAAUGACAAAUAAGAGAUGAUCAUAAACCAAACUCAUGAGAACUUCUGCUGGUAAUUUCAUUGUUCACUGACCCUGAUGAUUAACCUGGUCAAAUCUUGCAUUUCACCUGGGUUGUGGGUUCGAUUCCUACAGGGGACCAGUACGAAAAAAAGUAUGCACUCACUACUGUAAGUCGUUGUGGAUAAGAGUGUCUGCUAAAUCACUAAAUGUCAAAUGAAACUAACUUGUAACAUUUAUCCCUCUACAGGGAGACUCCGGGGGGCCAAUGGUGAGCAAACAGGGUCUGGUCUGGAUCCAGUCUGGCGUUGUGAGUUUCGGACGAGGCUGUGCCGCAGCAAAUUUCCCAGGAGUGUACACCAGAGUGUCCCAGUACCAGACCUGGCUCAACAGCCAGAUCAGCACUGACCAACCAGGCUUCGUCGCCUUCUCCUCCAGUGGGACUGACUCUGACCUCAAUGUCACCUGUAAUGCACUGUCCAGUGGGAACACACUCCUCUCCCUCUCUCCUAUUCUCCUCUCUCUCUCUCUCUUCUAU